Molecule: messenger RNA, 204 nt
Organism: Dovyalis caffra
Lineage: Eukaryota; Viridiplantae; Streptophyta; Magnoliopsida; Malpighiales; Salicaceae
Source: the annotation of a GenBank genome assembly
AUGGCUGACAACACUCAGAAGAUGAGCUACCAGGCUGGUGAGGCCAAGGGCCAAGCUCAGGAGAAGGCCAGUAACAUGAUGGACAGAGCUGGCAAUGCUGCUCAAUCUGCAAAGGAAUCAAUGCAAGAGGCUGGCGAGCAGGUGAGGGCUAAGGCGCAGGGAGCUGUUGAAGGAGUAAAGAAUGCAACUGGCAUGAACAAAUGA